CUUAUUAUAAAAUUAAAUAGCAGAGAUUAAGCAACUUGUUUAAUAAUUCAUGAUUUGAUGGCAUGUUUAAAAUAUGCUUAGCAGAUUAUCGCUUUAAAACAGCUUAAUAAUGUCAUAUGUAUUGACAACGGAAUGCUUUAAAGUUCGGUCGUUAUUUGUGGUAGAAUUAUUGAUUAUCAAAUACACAAAACUUUAAACGGAGUGUGUACAUUCAAAGUGAGAAGUUUAUUGUCCGCAAGCAAGUACUUGGGCUUCCUAAAAGUACUAUGUUUUGCUGAAAUGUUGUCAACAGCACUGUCGUUUGUGUUGUAAAAUAUAAACAGGGUACCGUAAUAUAGGUAACAAAAAGGCUCCGAAACGAAAUAUUAAUGCAAUAUAUGGAUAUAGACAGGAAUGUUAUCGAUCGAUGUUAUUCAGUAAAAUCUUAUUCUGUGGAAUUUCAUGAGAAGUCCGUGUUUUACAUCUGAUAUCUUUAGAGCGGAAGUCCCUUUUUUGCAUCCGCCAUGCUGAGCAGUCUGGUACCCGGGUCCAUCUUCCUGUCACCCGGUCUCAACCGGAAAUCCACACCGACGCCACCAAAUAUAACACCUGCCGAGUUGGACAACAGAUACCGGAGGGCAGAUUUUAAUGGUUCCGGCUGGCCCCACGACAGUCCGAUUGCGCGCGCAUACGACGUGUCGAACACGAGUACCAAGCUUAUCAUACUAAACAACAAAUAUGGACACGAAGGAACUCGGCUCCGUGGGUAUUAUACAGGUCCCUCAAAACCAAACAGACACAUUGACCCAGAAAGACAUUUAUCCCAAAGAGGUAAAAGUCCACGGAACGCAGAACGGCACAACCACUGUAUUAUAUCGAGCACCCCAAGGUUUGAGCCCUCGGUGAAAACAUCCAUAGAGUGGCUGAACUCAUCGGAGAGACCACCCAACGCCCUCAUAGGGUCCUACUUACAUGCAACCCGAUCAGCAGUGAACCACCGGCGCCACGCCAGCUGCAUGACCGCGCCCACACAGGUCCCUUUUGAGAGCCGCCCCGUGAGCCGCGUGCCCAUGCCGCCCUCCAAGUACUUCAGCGAGUUCUCGGACAUGACGGUUGGGGAGAGGCUGUACCUAUGGAGCAUAGAGCGCAUCUACCGCAUGGACAAAAUGAAGGAACUGAAACAGGAGCAGUACCGGAAACUGGUCGAGCUGGAGGUGAAGAAAGGUCAACAUGGACCACAUGAAUACGCGCGGUACUUGCGUUAUAUUGAUGCCGCUAAGAAGCGGACCUACGGAACAGAGACUCCGUCAUUACCAAGAUCAAGGUCAAGAUCGGCUUUCUCUUCGCGGUCUAAGAGCGCUGCCAGUUCCAGGGUGAGCCAAGCGAAACCCGGUGACAGCGCUGAUAAAAAGCAUAAGGAGGAGAAGUUUGUAGAGCAGCCAGAGCGUCCGAAAACUCCAGUAAACCACUCUGAACAGAAACCCAAGACAGAAGAGUCAAAACCGGUCGAUGAGAAGACAGAGCGUCCGGGAAGCACACAUUCAGAGAAACGAAUUGCGCCUCAACCCCCGAUAAGUCCGUACUCGUCCCCAGUUCAAAGUCGGGCUUCCGUCACGUCCCCAAUACCGCGAACUCGAAGCCCGAGUCAGCAGUCAGUGAGGUCUAGAACCGGAAGUAGGGGAUCAAGUGUCGUCUCCGUCAGAAGCGCGAGGAGCGAGAAAAGUGCGAAUAUUGAGAAAAAUGUAAAAAUUGAGAAAAGCGUUGGGAAUGAGAAAGCUGAGGAGAGCGCCGACCCGGUACCGACAAAGUCAGAAAGCGGGGAUUCCGGCAACGACGAACCGGUUGUUAGUAUGCACAAGGAAGGUGUGGACCGCCCGAAAUCGAGGCUCGGACACACUCACUCGGAUGACGUUGAUAAGGAAUCAAUUUCAUCACGCUCGAGUUCAUCAAGCUCAAGUUCAUCAAGUUCAAGCUCAUCAAGUGAAGACACCGACGACGAGAAGGCUAAAAAGAUUGAGGAACACGAGGAAAAUACUGAACUAAAUGAGAUAGAGGCCGUUCAACAAACGAAUCAACCGACAGAAACACAGUCCAAAGAGAAUGACAACUUGGGAAGAAAAGCUAGCGUAAGUAGUAUCAAAUCACUAAACGGAAAUGAAACGGAAAAUAAUCAUGAAACUGCUAUAGACUCGAACCAAACUGAUGAAAUGAAGUUCAACAGCGAUCCAGGCACAGGAUUUCUUCAAGAUAAUGAAACGACUGCCGUUGCGGAAGAGGUUGCUGAUCAAAAGGGUAACACUGAGGCUUAUGAAAUCAAUUAUGGCUCGGUUGCAAAACUAGCUGAUGAAUUUAUCGACGAUAAGAAAGACGAGAAAAAGCUUGAUGCAGUAAAAGAAGAACCAGAACUUGUGAACGAAAGCGUACAAAAUAAGACUGAUGAUGAUAAAGUCGUUGAGGAAGACGUUACAAGAAACAAGCUUGAGAGGCAAAAUUCGUUUGAUGCGGACGACGGGGAAAACCAAGUUAAGGACCCUGAAAAAAUAGAAUAUUAAGUAAUUUUAUAUAAUAAUCACGUACUAUUGUUUGUAAGAUAAACAUUUAGUUGUUUUGAUUUCAAUAUCGCGUAACUUAACAAAAUUUAGCUGUUUAUUGUUAUUGUGUUUUCUGCUUAGAUUAUUGUUGUGUUUUAUCAAGUAUUCCGAAUUACUGUAACGCGAGAUGUUGUAGCGUUGUUCUUUAAUAUUUUAGGAAAUAUAAAACCCAUGAAAUGGA
Dreissena polymorpha is the source of this 2751-nucleotide messenger RNA. RefSeq lists its product as uncharacterized. The transcript is spliced from 12 exons. NCBI's taxonomy places the organism in Eukaryota, Metazoa, Mollusca, Bivalvia, Myida, Dreissenidae. The coding region runs from base 504 to 2531 and encodes 675 amino acids. The record is from RefSeq and is a predicted model, not a curated record.